Messenger RNA from Tripterygium wilfordii, 402 nucleotides. Its product is annotated as cytochrome f-like. NCBI's taxonomy places the organism in Eukaryota, Viridiplantae, Streptophyta, Magnoliopsida, Celastrales, Celastraceae. The record is from RefSeq and is a predicted model, not a curated record. Bases 1 to 402 code for a protein of 133 amino acids. The transcript has 3 exons.
AUGACUUGGGCAUCCAUUUCAAAUGCAUAUCCCAUUUUUGCACAGCAGGGUUAUGAAAAUCCACGAGAAACAACCUGUCGCAGUCAAUAUUCAUUGUAUUCCUCCUAUCAAUAUCAUCAUUCUUAUGAGUCCCAAGAUAAGCCUAUUUCCCAAAGAUCUAGGUUGGGGAAGGUUGCAACUUCCAUAGUGUUCCCUUGCCAAUUACUUGUAUGGAGAACUUCUAAGCACAUUCAACGUAACUUGGGAGAUGCAAUUAAGCAAAAAGAGAAUGCACCCGAUCGAGAGACAAUAGCCCCUCCGUCAAAGGUGGGGUCAAUGGUAAGACCGGCGGUGUAUAGGAAAAAGGAGAGGGUGUACAGAACAAAAAAGAUUACAGCAAUUGAUUUUGACCAACCCAAUUGA